AUGUUUCUCAAUUUUCGUAUACCGCAAGCAACAUUCUAUGAAAUGGAUAGUAAAUAUUCUCGGAUACAAAAUUAUGUAAAUCAGUCGAAAAGUAAUCAAUCAUCUACAACAGAUGAUAAAGAUGAAAAUGAACGAACAUGGCCACGUAGUAUAUUUCAAACAAAUAUAGGUCGUUUACAAAAAUUUUUUAAUAAACAUUCCAGUAUAUUGAAUGAUGGAACACCAUCAAGUACAGAUGAUAUACAAGAAUUAUUACAAAAAGGAGAUCAUGAUCCAAUUUUACCAUCAUUGACUCGUAAACAACGUAUUCUUGGAUUUAUGAUGUGUCUUGUAAUGGGUCUAUUAUUUAUGGCAUUAGCAACACUUUACAUUCCAGUAAUUGUAUUCAAAGCAAGAAAAUUUGCACUACUUUUCUCAUUUGGUAGUUUAUUUUUUCUAUCAAGCUUUUCGAUGCUUUGGGGUCCAAUGAAUCAUUUGAAACAUUUACUAAAUAUCGAUCGUUUACCAUUUUCUGUCAGUUAUUUAGUAACUUUAAUUGGAACAAUUUAUUAUUCUGUUUGGGUUCGAAGUUAUUUCUUAACUAUCAUGUUUGUUCUAUUACAACUUGGUGCUCUAAUUUGGUAUAUAAUCUCAUAUAUUCCUGGUGGUGCGCAUGGUUUAAAAUUUUUUUCUAAACUUUUCUAUACAUUCGCUUCAAAAACUGUGACAACAACAUUAUCCGUCUAA
This is a messenger RNA of Adineta steineri, 726 nucleotides long. The record is from the annotation of a GenBank genome assembly. NCBI's taxonomy places the organism in Eukaryota, Metazoa, Rotifera, Eurotatoria, Adinetida, Adinetidae.